This is a messenger RNA of Chara braunii, 2622 nucleotides long. Lineage: Eukaryota; Viridiplantae; Streptophyta; Charophyceae; Charales; Characeae. The record is from the annotation of a GenBank genome assembly.
GCGAUCGCGACAGCCAAGUGCAUCCCCUCUCCUUCAUGGCUGACCUGUGCCGCAGGCUGCCUUUGUUGCUGCUUGCCGUUGUACUGCUGCUUGCCAUUGUCGUCUUUCAUAUCUGCAUCCUCGGUUGCGUCCCUGGGAGGAAACAGAGGUGGCGAACAACGAAGGCGACCGGGAAGAUGGAGAAGGUGCAGACGAAGAGGACGAUGUCCGUAGGGGCUGGCGGGUUGUCACGUCAGCGUUGCAGCUCUGCGGAAGGCGGAAGGCGCCCGUACGACCCGACGCUGUACAGCCACCUGCCGUCCCACGAGAUUCCAUUGCCUCCGAGUGACGACGACAGCGACGAGCCCCGAUCAUCAACGGUUCCUCUGGGCAGCGGUUCGACGCAGGAUUGGAUGGGGAGCCAGCUGUACAGACAGCCCUCGACGCCGACGUACACUGAUCUGCUGGAGGGGCGGACCCCGGUUGGUUAUGACGGAGGGCUCGUAGAUCUCAGCUUCGGUUUGAGGUCUGGGAGUCGCCAAGACGUCACGCACACCAUUCUCGUGAACCCGCGUUCUGCCAGCAACCACACAGCGCCUUCGGUGGGGCCGUGUGGCCUUCCUGACACCCGCGGCCGGGGUUCUGGUCAGUCGGGCGACAAACGUGGACUCGUUUCGCGAGGGCGGGCGGCAGUGGGCACAGCAGAUGUUCGCGCGGAGGGGACGAGGACAGGUGGAUCGACAACGGCAGGCGGCGCAGUCCACCGAGGAGGGGAUGACGCUGACGGCUACGCUGCGGAGGUCGCGGGGCGAGAGGUUUGGGAUGAUUACCGGCGACAAUCGCGCGACGGGGGCAAUGACAACGACGACGACGACGACGACGGGGAGAUGGAGAUUCGUCCGCUGGGGAUGAAACGGGGAGGGCCCAGGGCGACGCGCAAGUCCAGCGAGCCACGCGCGGGGCGGAGAGGCAAGAAGACUGAGGGAGAUGCGUCGGCAGGCGACGGAGCGAAAAGCAGGGAUUUUUGGACCGUGGAACACAUGAUUGCUCUUGUCAGAGCUAAAAGAGACCAAGAUUUGCAUCUUGCUGGCCUCGGCCACAACAUGGGAAGGAUGAAGACGAAGACAUGGAAGUGGGCCGACAUCGAGAGCAGGCUCGUGCAGAUGGGGGUGCCGACUAGAAAGGCCGACGACUGCGGGAAAAAAUGGGACAACCUGUACAUGCAGUUCAAAAUUGUGCACAAGUUCAUGGGAGAAUCGGGGAAGCCUGAUUUCUUCACACUGGCGCCGCGGGAGAGAAAGGAGCAGGGGUUCAAUUUUCGGAUGGACGAGCGUGUGUAUUCGGACAUGAUGGCCAUGUCCAAGGGCGAUCACACUAUACACCCCACGAAUCUGGCGGACACGGGUGCAGCGGGAGGUGUUCAACUGCCAGGCCGGACUGGAGGUCGGAACGAUUCAGGCGGUAGUGGCGGAUGCGGGGAUGGGCAGGACGACGAUCAGGGAUCGACGCGGAAUUCAAGUUUCAGCGGCGGUGCUGUGGGCGGGUGCGGCAAAAGGAAGAAUGUGAGAAAACAGACCUUCGACACGAUUGCGGACGUCAUGAAGGACCACGGGAGUCUGAUGGCGACGACGGUGGAUAGCGCGAGCAAGAAGCAGUGCUCAAUUCUGACUAGGCAAUGCAACAUUCUCGAGCGAGAGCUAGAAGUGCAGAAGGAACACUACGUGAAGGCCGACCAGGCGAACCUGUUGAUCUCCGAGCACACUGCAGACUUCCAGCCAGAAGAAGUGGUGAUGGUGGACGCGCAAGGUACUUCAGAGGCGCCGCGAUUGGGUUUCGGGCGGGAUGGGUUGACGAGGGAACAGUUGUCCGCUGUCAAGCAGAGCAUUGUUGUUGGUGCUGCCGGGGCGUCGCAAAGGACCCCGAAGGCGGCAGGGGUUGUCAUAACGGAGGUGCGCGUCCCGAGGCAACUUCCCGAGGCGACGGGGCAGGGCCAGCCAUGUCAGGUACUUCCACUGCAACAAUUGGGGGCUUCAGUGGGGGGGAGAGCACAGCCCGCGCAAAAGGGCGAUGCAACGAAGAUCGGCACUCGGACGGCGGCGGCGGAUCACAGUGGUAGAACCGGAGUCGCCGAAGGUGCGGGCGAGGAGAGGGUAGACGACGUCCGCCACGACGAGGGAAGAAGAGACGGAAAGCGGGAGGACGACGACGACGAGGACCGUCCACUUGUGACGAGGUUGAAGGGAGCCGCAAAGGAGGAUGAGUCGUACAUCACUGUCGACAUUGCCACAGACGUCGCACGAGCAGUUUGGCAGGGGCAGGAAUCGUCGAACGUGGUAUCCCCUGCACUCGUGUACCACACUCUGGGGAUGAAGAUGGACGUGCCUCUGUGGUUCGCGGGGGUGAAGAUUGUGGAUGGGCCAGGACGACGACAUGGCGGCGCGGCAGGAGGCGACAGUUCUUCGCAUCGCGGAAUGCUGGACAGACGCACUGUGGUGUGGACAAUGGGCGGACGGCGGGCGCGUGAAACAGGAGAGGUUGUCUAGGCUUGCGGACUGUCUUCGAGCGUUGUUGAGCAUGUGCAUGUGGAUCAUGCGCAUAAGUGGUGACGACGACCGUUCGCACUACGAGGCGUGCCUUUACUCG